CACGAAACAGCUGAUAUCUGCAGGUCACCUUUUGUCUGCUGAAAUCACAACUUCAAAGAAAAACUUUCUAUUACUGUACUCGCAAGGUGUUCUUUAUCGACUUUGGGCUGUGCCCUGUCCGACAGAGGUCCUGUGCCUCCCUACCUAUGACUGCUGGAGGGAUCGGUGUGAUCAGCUAUUUUCAAGAUGGAUAGUCCUGGAUGGAAAGGCAGAUUGCAGAUUGCAUGUGUUCUUAGCAUUUUCAUCAUGCUGCCUUGUCCAGUUACACAAGGGGCUAAAAUAUUGGUUGUGCCUGUGGAUGGAAGUCAUUGGAUCAUUAUGGAGAUACUAAUAGAAAAACUAAAAGAACAUGGACACAAUAUCACAGUGCUUUCUUACUCAUCAAAUUUCUAUAUAAAAGAAAGACCAGAUCUCUUUGAAUUCAUAACGACUAAAAGUGAAAAAUACAUUGAACAACCUAGUCCUAUCAAGCUGAUUAAAUUGCUUGUGCAAAAUUCAUUGGAAAGCUUCCAGAAUGGUUGGACAACAUGGGGCAAAAUUAAGUUGCAGUUAUAUUCAAAUGUUUUCAGGUAUUAUUUACAUAGCUUGCUUCAGAAUAAAACCAGUGCAAUAUUUGAAAACAAAAGCUUGUUAAACCAACUGAAGAAUGCAAAUUUUGAGAUAUUGCUUACAGAUCCUGUUUUAGUUGCUGGUCCUAUGCUUGCCUAUUAUUUAAAAAUCCCGAUGGUGUAUAAUGUUCGAUGGCAUAGUAUUGGAGAAGCUCAUUCUCAUUUUUCCCCAUUGCCACUUUCUUACAUCCCCUAUCCAGACACACACUUUACAGACAAAAUGAAUUUUCUCCAGAGAACAGAAAACAUUGUGCAAUAUCUUAUUCAGCUAGUCACCGCAAAAUUAUUUAUAUACCCAAUUCAUAAUGAAAUCUGUCAUCGACAUCUGGGACCAGACACAGACAUCCAAACACUUCUCUUGAGGGCUGAUGUGGUGCUGAUGAGAGUCGAUUUUGUGUUUGAAUUCCCAAGACCCACCAUGCCAAAUUUUGUGUACAUUGGAGGCUUCCAGUGUAAACCAGCCCGACCACUAGCGGCAGAGUUUGAAGAGUUUGUUCAAAGCUCAGGGAAGCAUGGACUUAUUGUCAUGUCAUUAGGAUCCCUUAUUGAUUCCUUACCAAAGCAGAUUGCAAUGGAAAUAGCUGAGGCAUUCGCUCAAGUACCCCAGAAGGUUAUUUGGAGAUACGAUGGAGAAAUCCUUCCCAAUAUAGGUAAUAAUACACUACUGAAAAAAUGGAUCCCUCAGAACCACCUUCUGGGACACCCCAACACACGAGUCUUCAUUUCUCAUGGUGGUACCAAUGGUAUUUAUGAGGCCAUCUACCAUGGGGUACCAGUGAUUGGCAUGCCUCUUAUUUUUGACCAGUUUGACAAUGUAGUCAGACUUGAAUCCCGAGGUGCAGCAAAGAUGCUUAAUGUUGCAACUCUGCAGUCAACAGAUCUAUUGCAGGCACUUAAUGAGGUGAUAAACGGCACAUUUUACCGGGAUAACAUGAAGAAACUCUCUGCUCUCCACCGGGACCAACCAGAGUCGCCAAUGGAGAGAGCUAUUUUCUGGAUUGAGUAUGUUGCCCGACACAAAGGAGCAGGGCAUUUGCGCUCUGAAUCCUACCAACUGCCCUGGUACACUUACUAUUGUGUGGAUGUGAUGGUUUUUCUGUUGUCCAUGUUCCUCAUGCUCACAGUGCUGGUGGUUGUAGCACUGAAGAAACUUUGUCGUAUGGCAUGUAGAAGAAAGCAAAAGACUGAGUGAGGUUACAUUAUCUUGUGUUGGGAUAUGGUGUUUUAUGUUCUUUAUAUUUACAGUAAUUGAUUUUUUUCUGAAAUUAAUGCAUGGAACCUUCUUUCCAGAUUGCAUGAAUUUAGCGAAGGUUAUUUUGAGAAUAAAUCACCAGCAAUAGACACAUUAUAUAAUAGACUUUGUGCUUUGAUAUGCAUAAAAGAAUUAUAACUAGCUGAUCCAUAUUUCACCCGGAAAACAGGGGACGUAAAAGAGUAAAGUGACCAGAGGUGUAAGAGAAAACAAACUAAUUCAGCUGAUCUAAGAAUAAAGAAAUAUUCUUUUGAAAGUUAUUUGAUUUUAAUGAUUCUUCAUGUCGGUCUAAUUAGUUUUAUCACUCAUGAAUCCUAGUGAAAUUUUGGUCUAAAAAUUAUGCAAGAAAGGUCAAUAUUCAGUGUCAAAUGUAUCUUUGAUGCUGAUUGCAAUACAGAACAAGUAGUUUUCAAUGUGCAGGAAAAAUGUAUUUACACAUAUCAUCUGCAGACAAAUGGGAAGCAAUAUCAAGUGAUCUGAAGAGGAAUGAGCCACACAGUUCCCUAAACCUGCUGAGUCACUCAGAUUCG
Messenger RNA from Mobula hypostoma (lesser devil ray), 2390 nucleotides. Its product is annotated as UDP-glucuronosyltransferase 2C1-like. Gene Ontology annotation, molecular function: UDP-glycosyltransferase activity. Bases 187 to 1800 code for a protein of 537 amino acids. Lineage: Eukaryota; Metazoa; Chordata; Chondrichthyes; Myliobatiformes; Myliobatidae. The record is from RefSeq and is a predicted model, not a curated record. The transcript has 3 exons.